Molecule: messenger RNA, 1946 nt
Organism: Homarus americanus (American lobster)
Lineage: Eukaryota; Metazoa; Arthropoda; Malacostraca; Decapoda; Nephropidae
Exons: 12
Coding region: 221-1882 (553 amino acids)
Source: RefSeq, a predicted model, not a curated record
UAGUCACCCGCCUCACUUGGUUUGAAACGGUCAUGUCGCCUCCUCACCUUUUACUCCUCUCGGCCAGUUAGUGACUGAGUCCUCUGUUCACUCACUGGUUUUACUGAACAUGUCUACUUAGUACUUUACUUAUCUGCCUGUAUGUGUGUGGGGGGUGUCAGUGAGUGCCCAGUUAUCGCCAGCUGUGCAGAAACUCGCUGACGACUACUUCAACUGGCGAAUGAUCAACAAGCCUGAGUUUGCUUCCUUUGUUGGCAUCCACGACUAUGACGACCAGCUGGACGACAUGUCUCUAGAAGCCUACCAGGGCCGCUACGACCAGUGCCAGGUGUUCCUCGACCAAGCUGAGGCUCUGGAGAGCAACAUCACCGACCAUGACGACCUGAUCAACAUUAGGGCCCUCAAGAACGAGCUGACCACCUACAUGGAUGGCUUCCCCUACCAAGGAUUCCUGGUGCCACUGUGUUAUAGCGAAGGAGUUCACAUAGACUUUGAACGCCUGAUUUCAUGGAUGGUGUUUGAGACAAGUCAGGACUAUGAGAAACUCUUGUCUCGCUAUGAGAAACUGCCCGAACAGUUGAUGCAAAUUCGAGAACUAAUGGAGACAGGCGUCGCCACUGGUAUUGUCAAUCAUGCCAUCUCUAUGAAAGAUGUCGUGGAGGGCUUGGGAAGGUUCGUGGUGGAGGCGGCAGAGGACUCACCGUUAUGGACGCGUUUCGCCACCUUUCCUGACAACUUCACUCAGGAAGAGGUCACCAACUUCCAGGAGCGAGCUAAGACCAUCAUCCUCGACCAGAUUUCUUCAGGGUUCCAGCAACUAAGUGACUACGUCAACACCGACUAUAUUACGCGUCCAGAUAUAGCAGUCACCAGCUUGCCCGACGGUGAGGCGCGGUACUCCCAGAUAAUCAAGUUCCACACGUCGACAGACUUGACUCCAGAGGAGAUACAUCAGAUGGGAUUGGACGAGGUGACCCGCAUCGAUGAGGAAAUGGCCAAGAUUGUCUCAGAAUUAGGCUUCAACAUGUCGGUGGCAGAGUUCUCAGACAUGAUAAGGAACGACCCCCAAUUUUACUACGACGACCCCGACGAACUGAUGGAGGGCUUUGAGGACCUUGAGUACAAUGUUAUCCCGCCUAAGCUUCCUGAAAUCUUCAUGAACAUUCCAAAGGCGAAGUUGACGGUUGUGGCUGACCCCUCACCUGAUGGUGCCGGAGCAUACUACCUGGCAGGGUCAUAUGACGGGUCCCGCCCUGGUAUCUUCUACGUCAACACCUACCAUUACGACGCUCAACCAAAAUACGAGAUGAUGACCUUGUCCUUGCAUGAGGGCAACCCAGGUCAUCACCUGCAGACGUCACACAGCAUCGAAGCCCCCAAUAUCCCUUACUUCAGGAGGGUAAUGGAAGACCGUAAUUACUGGCAGACGCCCUCUAGGUUCCCCAUGUACACUGCCUACGUAGAGGGCUGGGCCCUCUACUCCGAAAACCUGGGCUUUGAUAUGGACUUGUACGAGGAUCUUUACGUUAGGUAUGGCCACUACUCGGAUGAAAUCUUUCGUGCGGGUCGCCUAGUGGUAGAUACAGGUAUGCACGCCCUUGGUUGGACCCGUCAAGAGGCUAUCGACUUCUUGUUCCUCCAUACAGCCUUGACUCGUAUUGAUGUGGAGAAUGAGGUGGACCGGUACAUCACUUGGCCAGGGCAGGCGUUGGCCUACAAGGUUGGGCAACUCAAGCUGACAGAGUUGAGGCAGAAGGCCGCCAAUAAACUUGGUGACAAGUUUGUCAUUAAAAAGUUCCAUGACGUUGUGCUGGACUCUGUGGGACCUCUGGACCUGGUGGAGGACGAGGUGAAUGCCUGGAUUGAUGCUGGUGGAAAGUGACCAAAGAGACCAACAAUUUCCAGAAAUGCUUGAUGUGGCAAGUGUAAUAAAGUGUGAAAAGUUA